Chlorocebus sabaeus (green monkey) is the source of this 1694-nucleotide messenger RNA. It is a transcript of the gene OR51M1, whose product is annotated as olfactory receptor family 51 subfamily M member 1. Gene Ontology annotation, biological process: G protein-coupled receptor signaling pathway. Lineage: Eukaryota; Metazoa; Chordata; Mammalia; Primates; Cercopithecidae. Gene Ontology annotation, molecular function: G protein-coupled receptor activity; olfactory receptor activity. The record is from RefSeq and is a predicted model, not a curated record. Gene Ontology annotation, cellular component: plasma membrane.
AUAUAGUAGUCAACUGAAUAGAGUAGUAGAAAAGAUAAGUCACUGGAAUGUCCAGAAAGAGUGAUCUGAAUUAGAAUAGCAUCAAUGAAGGUGACGGUGAGUAAACAGACUUGAAUUAUUCGGUAAACAGAAACCUCAGGACUUGGUGAUUGGUUGAUUAGAUACUAUGGAGAGAUGUGAUACGGAGAAGUCUAACAUAUAACAUGAUAUUUGACUUGGGCCACUGAGAUAACGAAAAGUACAGAUGUUGCUAGAAUCUGGAAAUCAAAAGAGAAGAAGACAAGUUCUGGAAUUAUAUGUUUGUUAUUUACCAAUAUAUGGAUGGUAAAUGAAAUCACGGGAGUGGAUGACAUUAAGAAGAAAUAAUAGAAUAUGGCCAGAAAAUUGCCAAGGAUGGGAAGAGCUAUACUUAAGGGUGGAGCAAUAAAGACACACCAGCAAAGAGGCAGAGAGGAACUGGAAUAAUAGAAAUACAGAGAAAAACUGGUGAGGGCAAUGUUAUCAAAGAAAGUUCAGUAGUGAGCCUGGUGGAAUUCAUAAGGGUGGAGUAGAUAAUACUAAAGGUGAUGAUGACCGUGGUACUGCUUGGGAUGUUGUGAAUGUUAGUGAAGCUGAAGAAUUAGUAACCAGAAAUAUCCAUUUAUUUUCAGCUCAAUCCCCGAGGAAUGUCAGCCCAAUAUUCACGCAGUCUUCAAUUCAUGCCGCUGUCCAACAUUACUCAGUUUAGCCCCAUGUUCUAUCUCACCAGCUUUCCUGGAUUGGAAGCCAUCAAACACUGGAUUUUCAUCCCCUUUUUCUUUAUGUACAUGGUGGCCAUCUCAGGCAAUUGUUUCAUUCUGAUCAUUAUUAAGACCAGCCCUCGUCUGCACACACCCAUGUACUAUCUACUGUCCUUGCUGGCCCUCACUGACCUGGGGCUGUGUGUGUCCACCUUACCCACCACUAUGGGGAUUUUCUGGUUUAACUCCCAUCAUAUCUACUUUGGAGCAUGUCAAAUCCAGAUGUUCUGCAUCCACUCAUUUUCCUUCAUGGAGUCCUCGGUGCUCCUCAUCAUGUCCUUUGACCGCUUUGUGGCCAUCUGCCACCCUCUGAGGUAUUCAGUCAUUAUCACUGACCAGCGAGUGGUCAGGGCGGGCCUGAUUGUCAUUUUCCGGGGACCUGUGGCCACUAUCCCUAUUGUCCUCCUCCUGAAGGCUUUUUCUUACUGUGGAUCUGUGGUCCUCUCCCACUCGUUUUGCCUGCACCAGGAAGUGAUACAGCUAGCCUGCACAGAUACCACUUUCAAUAACCUGUAUGGACUGAUGGUAGUAGCUUUCACUGUGAUGCUGGACCUGGUGCUCAUCGCACUGUCCUAUGGACUCAUCCUGCUCACAGUAGCAGGCCUGGCCUCCCAGGAGGACCAGCACCGUGCCUUUCAGACAUGCACUGCUCAUCUCUGUGCUGUGCUAGUAUUCUUUGUGCCCAUGAUGGGGCUGUCCCUGGUGCACCGUUUUGGGAAGCAUGCCCCACCUGCUUUUCAUCUUCUUAUGGCCAAUGUCUACCUUUUUGUGCCUCCCAUGCUUAACCCAAUCAUAUACAGUAUUAAGACCAAGGAGAUCCGCCGUGUCAUUAUCAAGUUCCUAGGUCUUAAAAAGGCCAGUUCUGAGUCCUGGGGCUAAAACUGCCCCUGGGUGCCUAUAAGAAGGCCCCAAAUU